UUUCCUAUUAUGAACUUGAACAAGCAACCAAAGGAUUCAACGAAAGCAACUUGCUUGGUAGUGGGAGUUUCAGCACAGUCUACAAAGGGAUACUUAAGGAUGGUACUCUUUUGGCAGCAAAGGUAUUCAAUGUGCAACUAGAGGGUGCAUUCAAAAGUUUUGACACGGAAUGUGAGAUACUCCGCAACCUUCGCCACAGAAAUCUAACCAAAGUCAUCACCAGCUGCUCCAACCUUGAUUUCAAAGCUCUAGUGCUGGAAUACAUGCCCAAUGGGACACUCAAUAAAUGGUUAUACUCCCACAACUUGUUCUUGAAUUUAUUGCAGAGAUUAGAUAUAAUGAUCGAUGUUGCAUCAGCAAUGGAGUAUCUCCACAAUGGCUAUUCAACACCUGUGGUGCAUUGUGACUUGAAGCCAAGCAAUGUGUUGCUAGAUCAAGAAAUGGUUGGCCAUGUAAGUGAUUUUGUCAUUGCAAAUUUGUUAGGUGCAGGGGAGCCUUUUUUUGUUCAAACAAGGACAAUUGCAACCAUUGGAUACAUUGCUCCAGAGUAUGGACAAGAUGGAAUAGUAUCCACAAGUUGUGAUGUUUAUAGUUUUGGCAUCCUGAUAAUGGAGACGUUUAUAAGAAUGAGACCAAGUGAUGAAAUAUUUAAUGGAGAAAUGAGCAUACAACGUUGGGUUAGUGAUUCCUUCCCAAGUGGAAUUCAUAAGGCGGUGGAUUCGAAUUUGGUAACACCAGGGGAAGAACAAAUCGACUUAAAGAUGCAAUGUUUGGUAUCUAUCAUGGAAUUAGCUUUGAGAUGCACUUUAGUGAAACCUGAUGCAAGGAUUAGCAUGAAAGAUGCUCUUUCAACACUUAAAAAGAUUAGGCUCCAACUUGUCAUUAGUUGCUACUAGGUCUAAUAUAAUUGUACCAUAGUGUCUU
Molecule: messenger RNA, 924 nt
Organism: Solanum stenotomum
Lineage: Eukaryota; Viridiplantae; Streptophyta; Magnoliopsida; Solanales; Solanaceae
Product: probable LRR receptor-like serine/threonine-protein kinase At3g47570
Exons: 2
Coding region: 264-896 (210 amino acids)
Biological process (GO): protein phosphorylation
Molecular function (GO): ATP binding; protein kinase activity
Source: RefSeq, a predicted model, not a curated record